AAAGAAGUUAGUUUCAGUUAAUUAUUCAUAGUUAACAUGAAGUUCUUAUUGCUGGUUGUGGCUUUAGCUGGUGUUUCUCAAUCACUUAAAAGUGGAGAGAAAAACAUCGAAUUCACUGAAAAUGGUUUUGUGAUCACCGACGCUUCUGGAAAACAAAUCACCAUCAACAAGCAAAUUGGACCGUUCGGACCUAAGAGCAUUGAUGUCACAGUUAGUGGACCUUCAAUUCCAACCAAGAGAAUACACCUCGAUGACAAACAAAAGGAAGUCACCAUAAACGAUGUCAAUGUCAAUGAUUUGAACAACGUUGAUUAUGCCGAUGAACAAACCAGAACUAAAAGGUCCAAAUCUGAGAAGUCAAAAUACCCUCUUAAAACUCAAACUGACGUUCUUGGUGAAAUUCUCAAAAAUUUCGAAGGUGUAAAUGAUGACGUCACAUACGAGAAAUUGCUUUCAAAAAUCAACAAAGCAGUUCAAAAGGGAGAACUUAACCCUAGCAUCUACGAAAUCCUCAAGCAAUUUCAAGGAGAUUUUGUUGCUCAACAACAAUACCAAGGUCAAAGAGAGGUUGUUCAAGGUCAACAAGGUUUAACCCAAGUCCAAAAACCAUUCUAUGGAGAACAGUACUAUAAAACUUAUCCUUACAAAAGUCAACAAUACCCAAACUACCAACAAUUUGAUGGUUACAACAGUUACCCAACUCAAUAUCAAGCUUACAGAAGUCAAUACCAACAAUACCCAUUCUACCCAUACUACCAAAAAAUUGAAGGUUAUAACAGCUACCCAACUCAAUACCAAGGUUAUGGGCAAGUAGGACCACAAAGGUACUUCCCUGGAUUCUGGAGAGAUUACCAAUACCAACCUCAACAAUAUGGAGGUUACCAACAAGAAAAAUAUUACCAAAAUCAAUACCCUUUCUACCAAGGUUAUGAAGAAUUGGCAUAUUAGAAGAACAAUUGCAGAUUACUGAUGGACUAGAAAUGCAGGUUUAUAUUUUUUAUAGUUAAGCAAUAAAAUGAGUUUUUGGUAAAAUGUGUUUUUUUAAUAACUGAUAUAUUAA
Molecule: messenger RNA, 1060 nt
Organism: Brassicogethes aeneus
Lineage: Eukaryota; Metazoa; Arthropoda; Insecta; Coleoptera; Nitidulidae
Source: the annotation of a GenBank genome assembly